AUUGUAGAGAUUUGAAAUUUCUAAACCUAAAAUCUAAAUUAAAAAAAAUAGUAAAAAAACCAUGACUUUUUUUUUAUGAAUUCACUUAUCGUAUGAAUCUAUGCUACUAAUCUUGUUCUCCAAACAAACCCUAAUCUACCUGUCCAUUUAAUUUAAGAAGUGGGCAGCCUUAACAAAUAAAACAUACAAUCUCUCUUUGGCGAACACACUCCAUUCCCAAUAGCAUGACAAAAGAACACAAAGAAUUAUGGGCAACACACAAAUCAAGCCAUUCAAUUCUUUGAGAGAUCCAUUUACAUCAAUCAAACUCUCUUUCCAUCUCGGAAGCAGAUAUGGUGACUACUUUACAUUGGUAGUCAUCGUGACAAUCACUAACAAAUUAGUAUAAAAAAAUAUUAUUGAAUUUUUUAAUAAAUGACAUUUUUAAAGUUAUCAAUACAUAUUAAUUAAAUUAUUCUUAUCAAUUCUUCUAUGUCUCCAUUCAAGUGAACCAAUACAAAAACAAAACAAUAUAUUAGUACCAAAGCACAAAAAACAACUAUCACUUCAAAAACACCAAUAAUCACAAAAAACAACUAUCAUUUCAAAAACACCAAUACUAGUUCAAAACAAAUCAAUAUCUUCUAUGUCUCCAUUCAAGUGAACCAAUACAAAAACAAAACAAUAUAUUAGUACCAAAUCACAAAAAACAACUAUCACUUCAAAAACACCAAUAAUCACAAAAAACAACUAUCAUUUCAAAAACACCAAUACUAGUUCAAUGCGAAUAAAUACUAAUUAAACGCGAACCAAUACCAGUGCAGACGGACAAAUACAAAAUUCAACGCAAACCAAUACAGUUCAGGACAAACCAAAACCAGAAUACAAAUGCAGGUUAACCGUAAAAAAAAAAACAGAAUACAAAUCAAUCUUUUCGUUAGUAGCACUGCUCUGCAUACUAAUAAAGUUAGUAACCAGUAUGAGAUUUUUUUUUUUUGUAGUAUCAAAUUGAAAAAAUGAGAUAUCAAAUCUGCAACUUCCCAAUACAAACAUUCGUUUGCUUGUUGAAUUUGAAAAUAAAGGGUUUGAGUUUUGAAAAUCUUUGGAUUUAUGAUGGAUUUAUUGCAUUUUGUAUUUGAAAGAUACAUUGUUUGUUUAGUUGAAUUUUUGGGUCUCAAAAAGUUAUCUUCCAUAAUGUGGCAUUUGCAAAUUCCAAAUGAAAUAUGGUAUCUCAACAAACAAUAUUUUUCAUCAAAUACAUAAUGCUUGGUAUUUGGAUGCCAAAUAGGCAAAUACAACACCCAAAUCCCACAAGCAAACAACCCCUAGGCCCUAACCUUUUUUGUGUUGAAGCCCAACCCAAUCCAUGCCCAAAGCCUUAAAAGCUGGAGACUGAAUCUUAAGAGUUAAGAAGGAUGCGAGACAACAAAGGCCCAGCCCAAAAUCGUUGUAAUUCAACCAGCUUUCUCGGUCCCCAGAAGAACAAUCACGGAAAUAUUCAAGAGGGGGCGACGACCACAAAUCUUCUGUACGCUGCAGAGAAACACGAAACCAUGGGAGAGCAAGAACAGCAGGCAAGCGAGCAGCCGACGGUUGGUGGCUUAACCCAAGCUCAGUUCCUUUCCUGGAAGCGUCGUAAGGACAUAGAUGCCUCAACUAAGAAAGAGGCAGCAGUGAGGAAGCGGGCUGAAGAUAUAGCAGCAGGAAGAGUCCAAAUGAACGGGCGGGAACUAUUCGUGCACGAACCGUGGGUGUUUGAUAACACUCAAUACUAGGACAUUGCAGCUUUGGAACUUAUGAAGCUGGAACAAGGCUUGCUGUGAUACACCGCAUUCAGAUGUAUGCAUCCGUGCAAAGCAAUUGUGUUCAGUAAAACCUAUCACUUGUGUAAUUAUUGUCAGUUGCAAUGUUAGCACCAGGAGCAUCAAUGUUAGUGAACUGUGUGGCUCCAUGAGAGUUGGUUGAUAGCGAAUUACUCAUGAUUUUAUUCUUCUUUUUAUUUUUUAUUUGGAAAGAAGUACUAAUGAUAUUAGUGAAACACUAAUCGACCCGGUGCAUGAAGCCUGUCAUGGAUUAAGUGUUGUUCUCUCUACUAAGGAUCAACAUAACUUAACCCUGCGUACUUGCGAACAACAUCCUGAAACUCUUGAAGCAAGGUGUUGGCCUGAUAAUAGAUGUGUAAAGUGGUCUCAAAACUUGUUGGGAAAACAUGGGCACAUUCUGGUGCUUAGAGUUCAACAUAGGGUUGAAAAUUGGUAUGAUUUGUUCCUCGUCAUCUCUCACCCGCUCCUAAGGGAUCAAUUUAUAUUACUGACUGACCCGCCCCAUUUCUGUCUCCCUCACGACCCUGUCUGAUCCUCUAGGGUUGGAGCGCUGCGAGUCAGUGGGUCGGCUCAAAUCAACAAAUAGAUUUUUAAAAGAUCGCAUUUUGGUACCUAAACUUUAUUUUUUUUACAAAUAGCUCCAAAUAUUUUGGUGGUAAAAUUUCGUUUUGGUAUCUCUAUAUUUUUUACCUUGCAUUAUAGCACCUAAACUCUUAAAACUUUACAAACAAGUCAAAUGUGUUGGUAUGAGGAAUUUCAUAUCACUAUUGUUGCAAUGGGUCACAAGGUCAAAAAGUAACUCGCCCCUAAGUUGACCUGACUCGGCCCUACUCUUACAGGCUCGUCGCUAUACUGACACAGACCAAUCCUCAAGAUCGAGACGGUUCAGGGUUGGUCAGUGGGUCUCUAGAGUCAAGCUUACACAAUUAGUUCAACAUGUAGUCCGAAUUCUGAAAGCUAGCAUGAGUGAUGUAGUUGCUCCUGCCAACUAGCCGAUAUUGCACCCUGAUAUGUGUUCUUCAAAUUGUAUCUAAAUGAUUUUCCCCAAAAAUGUCUUAGUUACUAAAAAAUUCUCACAAUACCAAACUUACACUAAUAUUUCCCAAAAUACUAAAGCUUUAAGAGGUUCACCUAACACAUAAGCGAACUGUGAGAUAGUUCGCGUCACAAAGAAGGGAUCAAUUUUGUUCAUUGGAGGUUGAAGCGAACAACGAGCGGUUCGCUUAAUUGAUAAGCGAUCAAGGUAGAUCGCGCUGGGGUAGGGCGAUUGGCAUAGACCGACGGUGCAGAUCGUUAAUGAAUCAAGCAAUGCACAACACGUGGUAUCAGAUCGCUCGGCUCAGAGGUGAUCUACACCAUUGGUCAUUGAUUGGCACAUUUUUAGUGAUGUGGAUCUCGGGUGAGAAGAGCAGACAACAGUUGAUCGCAGAACACAUCAGCGAUUCGCUUGAUUCGCUCCACAAUGCAGCGAUCUGCUUCCUUCCCACGAAACUAUAAAUACCCUCUCAUUUGCAUCACCACUCACACAACUCCACUCUUCUUCUUCUCAUCCUUCCACCAGUGAAGGAAAAUCCUAGUAUGCUAUGUGGUUGCAGCUAAGCUCGAUCUCCAACACCAAAAAAGUUUUUCUAUAGUUGGCUAUAUCACCCCUUCAAAACUCCAGACGAAUCUUUGUCCAACAUUUGCCAAAACUGGAAGAAUCUCUGUUCACUUUCAUUUUCGUUUCCUGUUUUCUGUUUUCAUGUCAUAAAUUUGACAACUGAAACGAGAAAACUUGUUUACUUUUCAUUCUGUUUUAUAUUCGUUUCCAACUAUGAAAACAAAAAGUGGCAACUUCCUGCUGUUUUCGGAAACGAAAAAAUGUUAUUUUCACCUGUUUUCAACAUAUGUUUUCUCGAAAACAGGAAACAGAAAUGAAAGUAAACAGGCUAG
Messenger RNA from Linum trigynum, 3734 nucleotides. NCBI's taxonomy places the organism in Eukaryota, Viridiplantae, Streptophyta, Magnoliopsida, Malpighiales, Linaceae. The record is from the annotation of a GenBank genome assembly.